Brassica napus (rape) is the source of this 627-nucleotide messenger RNA. Its product is annotated as ATP-dependent DNA helicase PIF1-like. The transcript has a single exon. Bases 1 to 627 code for a protein of 208 amino acids. The record is from RefSeq and is a predicted model, not a curated record. Lineage: Eukaryota; Viridiplantae; Streptophyta; Magnoliopsida; Brassicales; Brassicaceae.
AUGUUCAUAUUAUAUGUAUUUGUAUUUUCAGGUGACGAAAGGAUUUAUUUAAGCUCAGAUAGCGUUGAUCCAUCUGAUUUGAACUCCAAAGAUGACUCUGUUUUCUCUCCCGAAUUUUUGAAUAGUAUUAAGACGUCAGGGUUGCCUAAUCAUUCUCUAAGGUUGAGAAUUGGUACACCGGUGAUGUUAUUGAGGAAUAUUGAUCCUGAUGAUGGGUUAUGCAACGGGACGCGGUUGCAGAUAACUCAAUUGGCUAAUCAUAUUAUUGGAGCAAGAGUCAUUACAGGGAAACGUGUUGGGGAGAAAGUCUUUUUACACCGUAUUCUAAUAACACCUACAGAUACGAAGCUGCCAUUCAAAAUGAGGCGGAGGCAAUUUCCCUUGAAAGUUGCAUUUGCGAUGACAAUAAACAAGAGCCAGGGUCAAACACUUGCAAAUGUUGGUUUGUAUCUACCUAGACCAGUGUUUUCACAUGGACAAUUGUAUGUUGCUGUUUCAAGGGUCAAGUCUAGGAAAGGGUUGAAGAUUCUUAUAACCGAUACCGAUGCCAAGCCACAAGAUUCAACCAUGAAUGUUGUAUUCAAAGAAGUUUUCCAGAAUCUGUUUGACUAUCACGAUGAUAUGUAG